Molecule: messenger RNA, 2955 nt
Organism: Pocillopora verrucosa
Lineage: Eukaryota; Metazoa; Cnidaria; Anthozoa; Scleractinia; Pocilloporidae
Source: RefSeq, a predicted model, not a curated record
GAGGGUGCGGAUACGGGUAGAUUACCUUAACUCAUCAUGUCUCAGUUUUCGAACUGUGACGAAUGGUCGUCGUCAUGAAAAGACAGUUAUAUUUGUGAUCGCCAUUUGUGGUGUCUUCCAUUUGGACCGUUUUGAUGGCGAAAACGUAGUAUAACAGGAGAAACUUAUGUGAAAUGGGAAAUGGCAUCGAAUAACCCAGCUAAUCGUGUCGGUGGAGAUUUCGCCCCACCGAAAAGACCUAACUUUGGAACAGUGGGAAGACCGAUCGCUCUCAGGACAAAUUUUUUUCAAGUUCGCCUUCCUAAAGGAGACAUACAUCAUUACGAUCUUAGUAUAUCUCCCGAUAAGUGUCCAAGGCGCGUGAACCGAGAUGUUGUCGAGGCGAUGGUUAACACAUAUCACAAAGUUUUUGGAGGACAAAGGCCUGUUUUCGAUGGAAGAAAAAACCUCUAUAGCAGUAAAGCUUUGCCGAUCGGACGAAAACCAAUUGAUUUUGAAGUAACACUUCCAACUGAGAACAGUAAAGACAAGGUAUUUAAGGUGACUGUUAAAUGGGUCGCACAAGUCAGCUUAUUUGCACUGGAACAAGCAUUGGAAGGAAAACACAAUCAAAUCCCUUUUGAAACCAUCCAGGCUCUUGAUGUGGUGUUAAGACAUUUGCCAUCCAUGAAGUAUAUACCUGUUGGAAGAUCUUUCUUCUCACAGCCAGAAGGCUAUUACCAUCCCCUGGAGAGUGGGCGUGAAGUUUGGUUUGGCUUUCAUCAGAGUGUCCGACCAUCGCAGUGGAAGAUGAUGCUGAACAUUGAUGUUUCAGCCACAGCAUUCUAUAAAUGCCAGCCAGUUGUAGAGUUCAUGUGUGAAGUCCUUCGCAGACAAGAACAGGAUCUUCAAAAGACAAAACCAUUGUCUGAUGCAGAAAGACUGAAAUUCACCCGAGAGAUAAAAGGUCUGAAGGUAGAGAUUACACACUGUGGAUCAAUGAAGAGAAAAUAUCGUGUCAUCAAUGUAACAAAAUUACCGGCACAAACUUUGAAGUUCCCUCUAAAACAAAUGGAAACAGGUCAGCCCUGUGAGAUCACAGUGGCCAGAUAUUUUCAGGAAAAACACAAGAGAAGGCUUCAAUACCCUCAUCUGCCUUGCCUUCAAGUCGGACAAGAACAGAAACACACCUACCUUCCCAUCGAAGUGUGUAACCUUGUGGCAGGUCAGCGCUGCAUCAAGAAGUUGACUGAUAAACAAACGUCUAUGAUGAUAAGAACAACAGCAAAGAGUGCUCCGCAGAGAGAACAAGAGAUCUUAAAUCUGGUCAGGAAAGCUGACUUCAACAAUGACCAAUAUGUUAACGAUUUUGGAAUCUCAAUUAACGACAAAAUGGUGGACCUUCAAGGGCGGGUACUUCAGGCCCCAAAGCUUCAGUACGGUGGGAAGGACAAACUGAAAAUUUCCCCGAAACAAGGAGCAUGGGAUAUGAGGGGGAAGCAGCUAUUUCACGGCAUUGAGAUAAAAGUCUGGGCCAUCGCUUGCUUUGUCGACCCACGGGAAGUCAACGACAGAGUAUUGAAGAGCUUCGCCCAUCAGCUGAUGAAGAUUAGUGGCGAGACUGGGAUGCCAAUCAAAUCUGAACCAUGCUUCUGUAAAUACGCUAAAAGAGCGGAGGAUGUUGAGCCCAUGUUUAAACAUUUGAAAUCUACCUUUGCCAAUCUUCAGCUCAUUAUUCUUGUGUUGCCUGGGAAAACGCCCGUAUAUGCUGAAGUCAAACGAGUCGGUGAUACAAUGCUGGGAAUCGCUACUCAGUGUGUGCAAGCUAAGAACGUAACCAAGUUCCAAGCUCAAACACUGUCAAAUCUGUGCCUAAAGAUAAAUGCCAAGCUCGGAGGAAUAAACAAUAUUUUGGCCCCAGAUGUUCGACUUCCUGUGUUUCGUGAACCUGUGAUAUUUCUUGGAGCUGAUGUAACUCACCCUGCAGCUGGGGAUGAAAAACGACCAUCAAUUGCUGCUGUUGUCGGCAGUAUGGAUGCUCAUCCCAGCCGGUACUGUGCUUCAGUUCGAGUUCAGACACAUCGACAGGAAAUCAUUGCCGAAUUAGCGGCCAUGGUCCGCGAGCUACUGAUUCAGUUUUAUCGUUCGACGAGACACAAGCCAGUCAGGAUCAUUUUUUACCGUGAUGGAGUCAGUGAAGGCCAGUUUAGACAGGUGUUGUGUCACGAACUAAAAGCCAUCCGUGAGGCUUGCAUCAAGCUGGAAGUUGGGUACCAGCCGGGCAUCACUUUCAUUGUUGUGCAGAAAAGACAUCACACCAGAUUUUUCUGUCAGGAUAAAGAGGACAUGUGUGGAAAUAGUCAAAACGUGCCCCCCGGAACCACAGUUGAUGUUGGUAUAACUCAUCCCACUGAGUUUGACUUCUACCUCUGCAGUCACGCUGGAAUUCAGGGCACCAGCCGACCUUCGCAUUAUCACGUCCUGUGGGACGACAAUAAUUUCAAAGCAGACGAGAUCCAGGCCCUCACGUAUCAGUUGUGUCAUACUUACGUCAGGUGCACACGAGCAGUAUCCAUACCAGCCCCCGCGUAUUAUGCGCAUUUGGUGGCAUUCAGAGCGCGAUUUCAUUUGAUAGAAAGAGAACGGGAAAGCCCUGAGAAUGGUUCGUCUUGCAGCGGUGGUCAUGGAGAGGACAGAAGCCCGCAGAUUUUGGCAAAAGCUGUCCAAGUUCACCCUGAGAUGUUAAAAGGAAUGUACUUCGCUUGAAGACACUUUGUAAAGAGUAACAUAAUUAGUUACCGACUAAUGUAAUACUUAUAAGAAAACACAGGAUAUUUAUCAUUUGUCUUACAAAAGUCAACCAUUUCUUAAGAGAUACUUUCAGCACGAGGAGAUAAAAUUCGUAUCCCCAAGCGGCCAUGUAAUGUUCUGUUUAUUUUAUAGAUGCUGAUGAAAUUCCUACAUAAUUUCAAAAGA